CGUGACAUCGCCGUGACGUCACGCCGAGCGCCGCCUCACGGCGCGUGGCCGCGGCCCGAGGUCACAGCGCAGCCACGCUGGGACAUCAAGCUGAGGACCCCGAAACUGCCUCCGCUGCCGUAGGAAAGGAGCAGUGAGUCCCACAAGGAUCCGUGCCCCGAGCCAGCAUGACGAGUGAGGUGGUGGAAAAUGAGUUUGAGUUUUACUCCAAGGCAGAGAAGUACUGGAAGGAUGUGCCCGCCACAGUGGACGGCAUGCUGGGGGGCUACGGCCACAUCUCCAGCAUCGACAUCAACAGCUCCAGGAAAUUCCUGCAGCGCUUUCUGCGGGAUGGCCCCAACCGAACGGGAACAACCCGCGCCCUGGACUGCGGGGCUGGCAUCGGCCGCAUCACCAAGAGGCUGCUGCUGCCCCUCUUCAAGACUGUGGACAUGGUGGAUGUGACCGAGGACUUCCUCACCAAGGCCAAGAGCUACCUGGGGGAGGAAGGCAGGCGGGUGCGCAACUACUUCUGCUGUGGCCUCCAGGACUUCAGCCCUGAGCCCAAUUCCUACGACGUCAUCUGGAUCCAGUGGGUCAUUGGACACCUCACUGACAACCACCUCUCUGACUUCCUGAAGCGAUGCCGUGCCGGCCUGCGGCCCAACGGCAUCGUGGUCAUCAAGGACAACAUGGCUCAGGAGGGUGUCAUCAUGGACGAUGUGGACAGCAGCGUCUGCAGGGACCUGGAUGUGGUCCGUAAGAUCAUCCGCCGGGCCGGGCUGCACCUCCUGGCAGAGGAGCGCCAGGAGAACUUCCCCGAUGAGAUUUACCAUGUCUACACCUUCGCCAUGAGAUGAAGGUGCUGAUGGGAGGAGGUCUCUCCAGGACCAGGACAGCCGGUUCCUGCCGGGGUCAGGAGGGGUGAGGACUGUGCCUUCAGCGCGGGGCAGCGAGGGCGUUGCGACUCCGUCUGUGUGGGGCUGGUGGUGAGGAUGGGGCUUCGUCUUCCGAGUUGCUGCUGUUUGUGAAAAGAGGUGUUUGCCAAAUACAUUUUUCCUGCUGUUGGACUGAA
Molecule: messenger RNA, 1054 nt
Organism: Centrocercus urophasianus (Greater sage-grouse)
Lineage: Eukaryota; Metazoa; Chordata; Aves; Galliformes; Phasianidae
Gene: NTMT1
Product: N-terminal Xaa-Pro-Lys N-methyltransferase 1
Exons: 5
Coding region: 168-839 (223 amino acids)
Cellular component (GO): cytoplasm
Molecular function (GO): N-terminal protein N-methyltransferase activity
Source: RefSeq, a predicted model, not a curated record